GUUAAAAGUGUGACACCCAGCGGAAGUAGACCAAAAAACUGUCGGUAAUGUUGUCGUUGUCGAGUAGUCAGUGAAUUUCUCACCUAUACUUCAGCAAAAAUGCCCUCAGUUCAGUGUCUGAGGCAGUUUUUCAACGACCGACUAGCUGCUGCUGCUGAAGAAAUAUUUAAUGUAGAAAAAACUAUCGUCGAGUACGAAGAAGAACUCAACCGUCAGCGCAAACUGCUGACUGUCGUGUGGAAUCCUCAAGUAAAGUUACACCGGACAGAGCUUCCACAGAAAUAUAUCUGUAAGCCGGAGGAGGUUGUCGCUGAUGAGCAACCUGUUAGCCAAGAGAGGAACUCAAGUCUGGACCAUCAGGACCCAGAGCUUCCACCGAUUAAAGAGGAGCAGGAGAACCUCUGCAUCAGUCGAGAUGAAGAGGAGCUUAUGGUGAAAUGGGAACCUGAUACCUGUAUGCAGACGCUUAAAACGGAAAAGGUGAAACUCUACUCUUGAAUCCUAAUGAAUCUCAGAAAACAGAGGAGAAAUCCUUACUGGACAUCUUAGUUAAUAACUCUGAGAUAUCCAAACUGCACACAAAUCACCAGCUUCUCUCUCACAACUCUCAUUUCGCUGGAAGCCAAGAUCAAAGAGAAGGAAAGCACUCGGUGUCAACAGGAAAUGGAGAGACAAAACCACAGAAAAGACACUUCAAAACCAAUAAUGUGCAUAAUCCUGCUGUGUUCAAAAAUGACUGCAAUCCUCUCAGAGAUGAAGUCAUUCAAAUGUGACACUUGUGGCAAGGCAUUUUCAUAUAACUCCCAGUUGAUCAGACAUCUCAGAAGCCACACUGGUGAGAAACCGUAUUUGUGCAACGUCUGUGGCAAAAGAUUCAGUCAGCAAUCAAUACUGAAGGUUCAUGAACGGAUUCACACAGGUGAGAGGCCACAUAUUUGUAACAUCUGUGGUAAAAGUUUCACUCAGUUAGCGAAAUUACAAGCUCACAAAACAAUCCACACAGGUGAGAAGCCGUAUUGUUGUGACAUGUGUGGCAAAAGAUUCAAUCAGGAAUCAACACUGAAAGGUCACAGAAGAACCCACACAGGUGAGAGGCCGUUUGCGUGCAGCAUCUGUGGGAAAAGAUUCACUCAGAAAUCAAUACUGGAUUAUCAUUUCAGAACCCACAGAGGUGAAACUGAUACUUUUAUGGUGACUCUCGCGUAUGAUGAAGGCAACCAGAGUGAAGAUCCAAGUCUAUACUUGAAUCCUGAAGGAUCUCAGAUGGCAGCAAAGGAGGCGUCCUUGGACCACAUGUCAGAGAUACCAGAACUGAACCUCGACUACCAGAGCCUUGAUCACAGAGGAGGAAUAAUUGGAGGCUCAGUAGCAACUGUAACUGAAGAGACGAAACCACAGAAGAAACUCUACCAAAGCAAUGAUGUACAUGAUCCCACCAUGUUAAAGAUUUACUAUGAUACUCACGCACAUCAAAAUUCUUUCAAAUGUGAAACUUGUGGGAAAACCUUUCCGUUCCAGUCCACACUGAACAAACACCUGCGAGUCCACACGGGUGAGAAGCCGUAUUAUUGUAACACCUGCGGCAAAGGAUUCAGUCAGUCGUCCAUCCUGAAAGUCCACAAAAGAAUCCACACGGGCGAGAGGCCAUAUUCCUGUAACAUUUGUGGUAAAAGCUUUAAUCAGAAAUCAACGAUGAACAUUCAUAAAAGAAUCCAUACGGGCGAGAAGCCAUUUGCUUGUCAUAUCUGUGGAAAACAUUUCAGUCAGAAGUCAAUACUGGAUGUUCAUGUCAGAACGCACACAGGCGAGAGACCAUAUUCCUGCAAAACCUGUGGAAAAAAAUCUAAGAAGUAAUUCCAGCUUGUUGGUCCACAUGAAAACGCACACGCAUGAGGAGCCAUAUUCUUGAGAUGUGGGAGAGAUUUCAGACGUAGCGGUUUCUUAAGUCUGCAUGAGCACAGCAGUGGAAAAUCUGCUGUUAUGAUGUAAAAAAAAAAUCAUACAAAUAUGUGAGAGGUUCUGUUCCACAAGGGAGAAAGCAGUUUUAUCCAAUAGUGGGGCAAAUAUUGAAAAAAAAUGUUGGCCAUUUACAAGAUGGCAGAAAUUGGGGUCAUAAUUUUGGAUUAUUUUUUUUUUAUAUAUUUGAAUUUGGUUAUUGAAUCUGUAUGAUAGUAACAUUGUUUUGUUCAUUUAUGCCACCUUAAAGUUCAUUUCUAAUAACAGAAUGCAUCUGCAAACCUUCAAAAAAAAAUCCCUUUAAUUCAAAGUGCCAAUGUCUUUUGAUUGAAUUUAAAUUUGAAUUAGCAAGAGUUAUUUAAAUCUUAUAUGUACUUAGAACUUUUUAGAACUCUAAUUUUUAAUUUGAAUGAAGAUUUUGCUGUAGUUGGAAAAGAACAUUUUAAGUAAGGACUAGUUCCAGGAGUCCAUCUAGGGAAUGUAAGUGACUUCUUCUGAGAUUCUUUUUCAUUUUUUUCUUACACUACCUCAGUCAUUAACGGUUUGUGAACUCUCUGAUGUUAAAGCUUUUGUUGUCUGCAGUUUUUAUGUACACUACCAUUCAAAAGUUUGGGCUCACCCAGGUAAUUUCAUGUUUUCCAUGAAAACUCACACUUUUGUUCAUGUGCUAACAUGAUUGUAAAAGGGUUUCCUAAUCAGCACACAAUGUAACAUUAGAACACAGGAGUGAUGGUUGCUGGAAAUGUUCCUCUGUACCCCUAUGGAGAUAUUCCAUUAAAAAUCAGCCAUUUUCAGCCAGAAUAAUCAUUUACCACUUAACAAUGUCUAGACUGUAUUUCUGAUUAUUUUAAUGUUAUCUUUGGAAAAACUGCUUUUCUUUCAAAAAUCAGGACGAUUCUAAGUGACCUCAAACUUUUGAACAGUAGUGUAUACAUUUUUUCAUAUUCACAGAUUUAUUGGUUUCAUAACUUGGUUAACUACAAGCACUGUCUACCCAAGUCUUAGGAGUACAUGUCCUGACUGGUGUUGAAGAAUGAAAUUAAAUGCGGUUAUUUUCAUUUCAAA
This is a messenger RNA of Acanthochromis polyacanthus (spiny chromis), 3021 nucleotides long. RefSeq names its product zinc finger protein 658B-like. The transcript is spliced from 2 exons. NCBI's taxonomy places the organism in Eukaryota, Metazoa, Chordata, Actinopteri, Pomacentridae. The record is from RefSeq and is a predicted model, not a curated record. The coding region runs from base 664 to 1854 and encodes 396 amino acids.